Molecule: messenger RNA, 408 nt
Organism: Pochonia chlamydosporia 170
Lineage: Eukaryota; Fungi; Ascomycota; Sordariomycetes; Hypocreales; Clavicipitaceae
Exons: 2
Coding region: 1-408 (135 amino acids)
Source: RefSeq, a predicted model, not a curated record
AUGUCCCAAACCGCCGAGUCCCUCCCCAAAUGGUUCGACCAACUCUUCGGGAGCCUCUUUUUCCAACCUGACGAUGACCUUGCACUAAAGACGUUUACUGAAGGGUUUAGUCCCGACUUUACCGCCCGCAUCAAUAGCACCAAGUUCACAUACGCACAGUUCAAAGAGUUCAUUAUUACAGCACGAGAUAGCAAUACAUUCACACCACUGUCGCGGGACGAGAUCAUGACUUGGAAUGCCCCUGAAGCGUCUGGAGCAGGGAGUGUGGUCCAGAGCGGCUGGUUUGCAGCGAAAAACAAGCAAACGGGUGAAGUUUCCAGAACAAAGGCCGUUACUCUGGCCACCGUGGGCGUUGUAGAUGGAAAGAGGGUGCUAUUAGAGCUGGCAGAGACAAGCAAAGGAGAGUAG